AUGAGUGAAAAAAUUGAUACUAAUAUUUUAAAGAAAUAUGAAAUAAUGAAUAAGAUAGGAAAAGGAGCAUAUGGAAUAGUUUGGAAGGCAAGAGAUAUUAAAUCUCAACGUAUAGUUGCUUUAAAGAAAGUAUUUGAUGCUUUUAGUAAUCCAACUGAUGCCUAACGAACGUAUAGAGAAGUAUAAAUAAAUCUUUUAUUCUAGGUUAGCUUUUUAAAACAACUAAAUCAUCCUAAUAUUAUUCAAUUAAUAGAUACAUUUCCUGCAGAAAAUCAAAAUGACCUUUAUUUGAUUUUUGAAUAUAUGGAAACUGAUCUUCACAUUGCCAUUCGAGCCAAAAUCUUACAACCUCUUCAUCGAAGAUAUAUCAUAUAUUAGUUAUUUAAAGCUCUAAAAUAUAUUCAUUCUUCUGGGAUGAUACACAGGUAUUAAUUCUAUUUUGUAACUAUCUAGAGAUUUAAAGCCUGCAAAUAUUUUAUUAGACUCAGAAUGUAAAAUAAAAUUAGCAGAUUUUGGUUUAGCAAGGAUGGUUUGUACAUUAGAAUAAGAUAUAUUAACUGAUUAUGUGGCAACAAGAUGGUUCAGAGCUCCUGAAAUUUUAUUAGGAUCAAAAUCUUAUUCAUUUGGAGUAGAUAUGUGGUCUAUAGGUUGCAUGAUUGGAGAAAUGAUACUUGGAAAAGCUUUGUUCUCAGGAAUAUCAACAAUAAAUCAAUUAGAAAAGAUAAUAGAAGUUUUAGGUAUACCAACAUAAGAAGAAAUUUAGAGUUUAGGAGGUUAAAAUUAAUUAUUNCACUACAUUUAAUUUGAUAUAACUCCUUAAUUGAAAAAAUCUUAAAAAUAAACAACAAUAAAACUUCAAUAUGAUAAUUUAAAUUUAAUAUUGAUUUAUUAUUGCAUUCAAAACUUCAUGAAAAUAUCAUUAUUUUUUUGA
Molecule: messenger RNA, 931 nt
Organism: Paramecium primaurelia
Lineage: Eukaryota; Ciliophora; Oligohymenophorea; Peniculida; Parameciidae
Source: the annotation of a GenBank genome assembly